AUGGUGUUGGAAAUGCUGAACCCAAUGCAUUACAACAUCACCAGCAUGAUGCCCGAAGUCAUGCCUGUGGCCACCAUGCCAAUCCUGCUGCUCACAGGUUUUCUUCUUUUGGUUUGGAAUUAUGAAGACACAUCCUCAAUACCAGGUCCUGGCUAUUGUAUGGGAAUUGGGCCCCUAAUUUCCCACUGCAGGUUCCUAUGGAUGGGGAUUGGCAGUGCUUGCAACUACUACAACAAGAUGUACGGAGAAUUCAUGAGAGUCUGGAUAUGUGGAGAGGAAACACUCAUUAUUAGCAAGUCCUCUAGCAUGUUCCACAUAAUGAAGCACAGUCACUACAGCUCCCGAUUUGGCAGCAAACUUGGAUUGCAGUGCAUUGGCAUGCAUGAAAACGGCAUCAUAUUUAACAACAAUCCAACACUCUGGAAAGCUAUUCGACCCUUCUUUACAAAAGCUUUGUCUGGCCCCGGCCUCGUGCGUAUGGUAACAGUUUGUGUUGGAUCCAUCAUAACGCAUCUGGACAGGUUGGAGGAAGUCAGCAACGAACUGGGUUAUGUCGACGUGUUGACUCUCAUGCGGCGCAUCAUGCUGGACACCUCUAACAUUCUCUUCCUGGGGAUCCCCUUGGACGAAAGUGCCAUUGUGGUUAAAAUCCAGGGUUAUUUUGAUGCGUGGCAAGCUCUCCUUCUCAAACCAGACAUCUUCUUUAAGAUUUCUUGGCUAUACAAAAAGUAUGAAAAGUCUGUCAAGGAUUUAAAAGAUGCCAUGGAAAUUCUGAUAGAAGAAAAAAGACACAGAAUUUCCACAGCAGAGAAACUGGAAGACCAUAUGGAUUUUGCCACUGAAUUGAUUUUUGCUGAGAAACGUGGUGACUUAACAAGAGAGAAUGUGAACCAGUGCAUACUGGAAAUGCUGAUCGCAGCACCAGACACCAUGUCUGUCUCUGUGUUCUUUAUGCUAUUUCUCAUUGCAAAGCACCCUAAGGUUGAAGAAUCAAUAAUGAAGGAGAUCCAGGCUGUUGUAGGUGAAAGAGAUAUAAGGAUUGAUGAUAUGCAAAAAUUAAAAGUGGUGGAAAACUUUAUCUACGAGAGCAUGCGGUACCAGCCUGUUGUGAACUUGGUCAUGCGCAAAGCCUUACAGGAUGAUAUCAUUGAUGGCUACCUAGUGAAAAAGGGGACUAACAUUAUCCUGAAUAUUGGAAGAAUGCAUAGACUGGAGUUUUUCCCCAAGCCCAAUGAAUUUACUCUUGAAAACUUUGCAAAGAAUGUUCCUUACAGGUAUUUUCAGCCAUUUGGCUUUGGACCUCGUAGCUGUGCAGGAAAGUACAUUGCCAUGGUGAUGAUGAAAGUUGUCCUGGUUACACUUCUGAGACGUUUCCACGUGCAGACAUUGCAAGGAGAGUGUAUUGAAAAUAUGCAGAAAAAAUAUGGCUUGUCCUUACACCCAGAUGAGACUAACAACUUGCUGGAAAUGGUUUUUGUCCCAAGAAAUUCAGAAAAGUGCCUCAAACACUAA
Canis lupus familiaris (dog) is the source of this 1512-nucleotide messenger RNA. RefSeq names its product cytochrome P450 family 19 subfamily A member 1 (gene CYP19A1). Gene Ontology annotation, molecular function: iron ion binding; oxidoreductase activity, acting on paired donors, with incorporation or reduction of molecular oxygen; heme binding. Lineage: Eukaryota; Metazoa; Chordata; Mammalia; Carnivora; Canidae. The record is from RefSeq and is marked provisional.